This is a messenger RNA of Cynocephalus volans (Philippine flying lemur), 7419 nucleotides long. It is a transcript of the gene LRRK1, whose product is annotated as leucine rich repeat kinase 1. The coding region runs from base 183 to 6224 and encodes 2013 amino acids. Gene Ontology annotation, molecular function: ATP binding; protein kinase activity; protein binding. The transcript has 34 exons. The record is from RefSeq and is a predicted model, not a curated record. NCBI's taxonomy places the organism in Eukaryota, Metazoa, Chordata, Mammalia, Dermoptera, Cynocephalidae. Gene Ontology annotation, biological process: protein phosphorylation.
UGUCCGCCCGGCGCGCCCGGCCCCGCGUCCCAGAGCGCCCGCGCCCCUGCCCCGCCGCCGCCACAGGACGAGAAAGCUCUCUGCCCAGCUAUGACUGCAUAUCCAUGCCUUAACCCACCUCACGGGCAGCAGUUGUGACAUCAGCAAAACCUGCCUUUGGAAAUCGGCUGCCUCAAGGGUUGAUGGCUGGCAUGUCGCGGAGACCACCCAGCAUGUACUGGUGUGUGGGGCCAGAGGGGUCAGCUGUGUGUCCAGAUUGCGCCAUGGAGACCCAUAACGGUGCUGGGGACAUGGGCAGCAAACUAUCCACACCAAGCAGUGACUGCACAGCACGCUCCCCCAGGACGGAAGGCAUUCACGCUGCAUACAAGCAGGGAGACCCCAGCAGGGCCCAGGACCUGCUCAAAGAGGCUUGUGACAAGAGCACAUCCCAGCAGGAAAAGGGCCAGCUUCUGAGCAUCUCAGCGGCCUACGGGGAUCUAGAGACGGUCCGCUAUCUACUCACCGAGAGGUGGGUGGUGCUGCCAACGGAGCCCACCGAUGACAACCCAGCUGUGGUGGCGGCGUAUUUUGGGCACACCGAAGUUGUGCAGGAAUUGCUUGAGUCCUUACCAGGUCCCUGUAGCCCCCAGAAGCUGUUGAACUGGAUGCUGGCCUUGGCUUGCCAGAGAGGACACCUGGAGGUGGUGAAGCUGCUGGUCCUGACACACGGGGCUGACCCGGAGAGCUACGCAGUCAGGAAGAAUGAGUUCCCUGUCAUCGUGCGCUUGCCCCUCUAUGCAGCCAUCAAGUCAGGGAAUGAAGACAUUGCCAUAUUCCUGCUUCGGCACGGGGCCUUUUUCUGUUCCUACAUCCUGCUAGACAGUCCUGACCCUAGCAAACAUCUCCUCAGGAAAUACUUCAUUGAAGCCAGUGCUGUGCCCAGCAGUUGUACAGGGAAAAAGGCGCUUCAUGUGAAAUGGUCCCAUCUCCGGUUGCCCUGGGUGGAUCUAGACUGGCUCAUAGACAUCUCCUGCCAGAUCACGGAACUCGAUCUUUCUGCUAACUGCCUGGCGUCCCUCCCCUCAGUCAUCCCCUGGGGGCUCAUCAACCUCCAGAAGCUGAACCUCUCGGACAACCAGCUGGGGGAGCUGCCUGGAGUGCAGUCAUCGGACGAAAUUAUCUGUUCCAGGCUGCUUGAAAUUGACAUUUCCAGCAACAAGUUGUCCCACCUCCCUCCUGGAUUCUUGCACCUUUCCAAACUUCAAAAACUGACAGCUUCAAAAAAUUGUUUAGAAAAAUUGUUUGAAGAAGAAAGUGCCACUAACUGGAUUGGUUUGCGGAAGCUGCAGGAACUUGAUAUAUCUGACAAUAAGUUGACAGAACUCCCUGCUUGUUUCCUUCAUUCUUUCAAGUCACUCAGUUGUCUGAAUGUCUCCAGAAACAACCUGAAGGUGUUUCCAGAUCCCUGGGCCUGCCCUUUGAAAUGUUGUAAAGCAUCCAAAAAUGCCCUGGAAUCUCUGCCAGACAAAAUGGCUGUCUUUUGGAAAAAUCACCUCAAGGAUGUGGAUUUUUCAGAAAACACACUCAGAGAAGUUCCCCUGGGACUUUUUCAGCUUGAUGCCCUCUUGUUCUUGAGGUUACAGGGAAACCAGCUGGUGACACUUCCACCUCAGGAGAAGUGGACCUGCAGACAGCUCAAAACCCUGGAUCUCUCCAGAAACCAACUGGGCAAAAAUGAAGAUGGACUUAAAACAAAGCGUAUUUCCUUUUUCACCACCAGAGGCCGCCAGCGUGCAGGGACAGAGGCAGCGUGUGUGCUAGAAUUUCCAACCUUCCUAAGUGAGUCUUUGGAAGUCCUUUGUCUGAACGACAACCACCUUGACGCAGUCCCUCCCUCGGUGUGCCUACUGAAGAACUUAUCAGAGCUCUACUUGGGGAACAACCCUGGCCUCCGAGAGCUGCCACUUGAGCUGGGGCAGCUGGGCAACCUCUGGCAGCUGGACACUGAAGACCUGAACAUCAGCAACGUGCCUGCAGAGAUCAGAAAGGAAGGCCCCAAAGCAAUGUUGUCCUACCUACGCGCUCAGCUGCGGAAAGCCGAGAAGUGCAAGCUGAUGAAGAUGAUCAUCGUGGGUCCCCCGCGCCAGGGCAAGUCUACACUCCUGGAGAUCUUACAGAUGGGGAGGGCUCCCCAGGUCGUGCACUGCGAAGCCACCAUCCGGACCACCAAGUGGGAGCUCCAGAGGCCAGCUGGCUCAAGAGCCAAGGUCGAGUCCGUGGAGUUCAAUGUCUGGGACAUCGGGGGCCCAGCCAGCAUGGCCACAGUCAACCAGUGCUUCUUCACAGACAAGGCCCUAUACAUGGUGGUCUGGAACCUGGCACUGGGGGAGGAAGCUGUGGCCAACCUCCAGUUCUGGCUGCUCAACAUCGAGGCCAAGGCCCCAAAUGCUGUGGUGCUGGUGGUGGGAACGCACCUGGACUUAAUCGAAGCCAAGUUCCGAGUGGAGAGGAUCGCGACGCUGCGCGCCUAUGUGCUGGCACUCUGCCGUUCGCCCUCAGGGUCCCGAGCCACAGGCUUCCCCGACAUCACUUUCAAACAUUUGCAUGAGAUUUCUUGUAAGAGCCUGGAAGGCCUGGAAGGGCUGCGGCAACUGAUUUUCCACGUCACGUGCAACAUGAAGGACGUGGGCAGCACCAUCGGCUGCCAGCGACUUGCGGGGAGGCUGAUCCCCAGGAGCUACCUGAGCCUGCAGGAGGCUGUGCUGGCAGAGCAGCAGCGCCGCAGCCUGGGUGAUGACGUGCAGUACCUGACCGACAGGCAGCUGGAGCAGCUGGUGGAGCAGACCCCCAGCAAUGACAUCAAAGACUAUGAGGACCUGCAGUCCGCCAUCAGCUUCCUCAUAGAAACUGGCACCCUGCUGCACUUCCCGGACACCAGCCACGGCCUGAGGAACCUCUACUUCCUCGACCCCAUUUGGUUGUCAGAGUGUCUGCAGAGGAUCUUUAGUAUUAAGGGCUCCCGGUCGGUGGCCAAGAAUGGAGUGAUCCGGGCGGAGGACCUCAGGAUGCUGCUGGCGGGGAGAGGCUUCACGCAGCAGACAGAAGAGCAGUACUUCCAGUUCCUGGCCAAGUUCGAGAUCGCCCUGCCCGUCGCUAAUGACAGCUACCUCCUGCCACAUCUCCUGCCGUCCAAACCUGGCCUGGACACCCACAGCAAGCGGCACCCCAUGGCCAACACCAUUCAGAGAGUGUUUAAGAUGAGCUUUGUGCCCGUUGGCUUCUGGCAAAGGUUUAUAGCGCGGAUGCUGAUCAGCUUGGCGGAGAUGGACCUUCAGCUUUUUGAAAACAAGAAGAAUACUAAAAGCAGGAACAGGAAAGUCGCCAUUUACAGUUUUACAGGAAACCAGAGAAAUCGCUGUAGCACAUUCAGAGUGAAAAGAAACCAGACCAUCUAUUGGCAGGAAGGGCUCCUGGUCACUUUUGACGGGGGCUACCUCAGUGUGGAAUCCUCUGACGUGAAUUGGAAAAAGAAAAAAAGCGGAGGAAUUAAAAUCAUUUGCCAAUCAGAAAUGAGGGACUUCUCAGCCAUGGCUUUUAUCACAGAUCACGUCAAUUCCUUGAUCGAUCAGUGGUUUCCUGCCCUGACAGCCACAGAAAGCGACGGGACCCCACUCAUGGAGCAGUAUGUGCCCUGUCCAGUCUGCGAGACCUCCUGGGCCCAGCAUGGGGACCCACAUGUGAAAUCGGAGGGCGUGCAGUACUUCGACAUGGAAGACUGUGUGCUGACGGCCAUUGAGCGGGACUUCAUCUGCUGCCCCCAACACCCGGACCUCCCCGUGCCUCUCCAGGAGCUGGUCCCUGAGCUGUUCAUGACUGACUUCCCAGCCAGGCUUUUCCUGGAGAAUAGCAGGCUGGAGCACAAUGAGGACGAGAGCAGCAUCCUGGGCCAAGGUGGGAGUGGCACCGUCAUCUACCGGGCCCGCUACCAGGGCCAGCCCGUGGCUGUGAAGCGGUUCCACAUCAAGAAGUUCAAAAACUUUGCGAAUGCCCCAGCAGACACCAUGCUGAGGCACCUGCGGGCCACGGAUGCCAUGAAGAACUUCUCAGAGUUCCGGCAGGAGGCCAGCAUGCUGCACGCCCUGCAGCACCCCUGCAUUGUGUCGCUCAUCGGCAUCAGCAUCCACCCUCUCUGCUUCGCUCUGGAGCUUGCCCCGCUGAGCAGCCUCAACACUGUGCUGUCUGACAAUGCCAAAGAUUCUUCCUUUAUGCCCCUGGGACACAUGCUCACCCAAAAAAUAGCUUACCAGAUUGCCUCGGGCCUGGCCUACCUGCACAAGAAGAACAUCAUCUUCUGCGACCUGAAGUCAGACAACAUCCUGGUGUGGUCCCUCGAUGCCAAGGAGCAUGUCAACAUCAAGCUGUCUGAUUACGGGAUCUCGCGGCAGUCAUUUCACGAGGGCGCCCUUGGCGUGGAGGGUACUCCUGGCUAUCAGGCCCCGGAGAUCAGGCCACGCAUCGUGUACGAUGAGAAGGUAGAUAUGUUCUCCUAUGGAAUGGUGCUGUAUGAGUUGUUGUCGGGACAACGUCCUGCUCUGGGCCACCACCAGCUUCAGAUUGCCAAGAAACUGUCCAAGGGCAUCCGCCCAGUGCUGGGGCAGCCAGAGGAGGUGCAGUUUCAUCGGCUCCAGGCACUCAUGAUGGAGUGUUGGGACACAAAGCCUGAGAAGCGACCGCUGGCCCUGUCGGUGGUGAGUCAGAUGAAGGACCCGACCUUCGCCACCUUCAUGUACAUGCUGCCCUGCGGGAAGCAGACGGCCUUCUUCUCGUCCCAGGGACAGGAGUACACUGUGGUGUUUUGGGACGGGAAGGAGGAGUCCAGGAACUACACAGUGGUGAACACAGAGAAGGGCCUUCUGGAAGUGCAGAGGAUGAGCUGUGCGGGGAUGAAGCUGAGUUGCCAACUCAAGGUCCAGAGCUCCCUGUGGACUGCUACCGAGGACCAGAAAAUCUACAUCUACAGCCUCAAGGGCAUGUGCCCCCUAAACACACCCCAGCAGGCCCUGGACACUCCAGCUGUCGUCACCUGCUUCUUGGCAGUGCCUGUUAUUAAAAAGAAUUGCUACCUGGUGCUGGCGGGCCUAGCCGACGGGCUUGUGGCUGUGUUUCCUGUGGUGCGGGGCUCCCCAAAUGACAGCUGCUCCUACCUGUGCUCACACACGGCCAACAGGUCCAAGUUCGGCAUCCCAGACGAAGAUGCACGGCAGAACCCCUACCCGGUGAAGGCCAUGGAGGUGGUCAACAGCGGCUCUGAGGUCUGGUACAGCAAUGGGCCAGGCCUUCUGGUCAUCGAUUGUGCUACCCUGGAGAUCUGCAGGCGGCUGGAGCCCUACUCGGCCCCCUCAGUGAUCAUGUCUGUCGUGUGCAGCUCUGAUUGCAGGGGGGAGGAGGUGGUCUGGUGCCUGGAUGACAGGACCAACUCCUUAUUGAUGUACCAUUCAGCCACCUAUCAGCUGUGUGCCUGGUACUUCUGUGGGGACCCCAGCCCCCUCAGGGACAUGUUUCCCGUGCGGCCCUCAGGCCUGGAACCCCCAGCCAGCCACGUAGCCAACCCAAAGGAGCCUGAUGGAGACUGCAUUGCAGAUGUGAGCAUCAUAUACAGUGAGGAGCUGGGCACGCAGAUCUUGACCCACCAGGACUCACUGACCGACUACUGCUCCAUGUCCUCCUACUCCUCGUCCCCAUCCCACCGAGCUGGCAGGGUCCCCUCCAGUUCACCCAGCUCCCCAGCAAGUUCUUCCUGCAUGCCUUUCUCCAACUGUGAGGACUCGGACAGGCUGCAUGAGCCCAGCACUGCCUCCGACAGGUCUGAGCACGAUCUGACCCUUGUGGACGGGGACACGUUCAGCCAGCACCUGCAGGCUGUGAAGGUUCUUGCCGUGAGAGACCUCAUUUGGGUCCCCAGGCGCGGUGGAGAUGUUAUCAUCAUUGGCCUGGAGAAGGACUCAGGUGCCCAGCGGGGCCGAGUCAUCGCUGUCCUGAAAGCCCGGGAGCUGACUGCGCAUGGGGUGCUGGUGGAUGCUGCUGUGGUGGCAAAGGACACGGUUGUGUGUGGCUUUGAAAACGAAAACACCGAGUGGUGCCUGGCUGUCUGGAGGGGCUGGGGUGCCAGGGAGUUUGACAUUUUCUACCAGUCCUACGAGGAGCUGGGCCGGCUGGAGGCUUGCACACGGAAGAGGAGGUGAUUCCUGUGGAAUGACUGUCACAAGGGGCUGGCCAGCUUGACCCAUCCACGGACCCAGGAGAUGGACCGAGUUCUCCCCUGAACCCCUUGCUGCUACAAAGUACUGAGAAGUGACCAGCCUGCCGGUGGUUUGGGGGUUCUCUGGUUCUCAAGGGCAGAAUUACCUGAAUAUCCCAUUCCCCUUUUGCUGGCUUUACAGUUCCAGGGAAGACGGUGGCUCCUCCUGCCUCCUCCAGCUUCCAGAAACAGGGGAGGGGGACCCCAUUCUGGGCUAGGUCCCACAAAGGGGGGCUGGGCCUCCCUGGCAUAAAGGACCUACCCGUUUUCAUCCACAGGUCUAGGAUGGAAUUACACUAGAGGCUCUCAGUUGGGAAGCAGUUUGGGGCAGGGCAGGGGGAGGGUCAUGACCCCUUUCCCUUCCCCCCAGGACCCCAGGCUCUUAGCACAUUUCACAAGCUCCUGAAUCCCCAAGGCCCAGGGCCAGCCCAGGCAAGCAAAGAUCAGAUGUCUCCCUGCUCAGGAAAGUCUCUGUGUGAGAAACCCCCAGAACGACCCUGAGUGAAGAGGAGCGUUGCCCAACCCAGGAAUGAAUGGGUUCCUUUAAGUGGCACAGCCAGAAAGCCCAGAGGCACAGAGUGCGAGAGUCCCUGCUCAGCCUUAACGUCCUUCUGCUGCCGACAAAGGGAAGGAGAAACUCAAUCAGCAGGACUCGAGAGAGGGCUUGUGUUUAUAGCUCUGUAAAAUAAACUUGGACGCAGCUGGAGCACAAGCCCUGUUUGUUUGCACAUAAUAAUCUUGUUUAUCGCUUUAACAAAUUAAGUAAUAUCUCAGCAGUUAGGCCUCGUUGUGAAAUCACAUCAUAUGGGGCUUAUACCAAAUUAUGUAUUUGCUAAACAUUCACUGCACACAUAUACAACAGAGUACAAAAUGUGAAGUUGUUAGCAGGAUUUAUGUACAACAGCAAGCACUUUUAUAAGACAUGUACACACACACGUACACACAUUAACACACGUGUGCGCACAUAUCCACAUCUCUGCAGAGUUACCAUUUGAGGCUGCUUAACCCAGAACAGGAGUUUGAAUGUAAGAUCAUACUCAGCUCACGUUGUUGACCCUUUUCUAAAAUUAAAUUAUAAAAAUUGAACUUCAGAUUUACUGGAGUGUGCAGGCAGAUGUUCCUUUUAUCUGAAAAUAAAC